Molecule: messenger RNA, 9156 nt
Organism: Volvox carteri f. nagariensis
Lineage: Eukaryota; Viridiplantae; Chlorophyta; Chlorophyceae; Chlamydomonadales; Volvocaceae
Exons: 26
Biological process (GO): retrograde protein transport, ER to cytosol; endoplasmic reticulum unfolded protein response
Cellular component (GO): endoplasmic reticulum lumen
Source: RefSeq, a predicted model, not a curated record
ACCGCCGGUGCGGCCGACCCUCAAGCUACCACCCUGGAAGAGGCCGCCGGUGCGGCCGACCCUCAAGCUAGCACCCUGGAAGAGGCCACCGGUGCGGCCGACCCUCAAGCUGACACCCUGGAAGAGGCCGCCGGUGCGGCCGACCCUCAAGCUACCACCCUGGAAGAGGCUGCCGGUGCGGCCGACCCUCAAGUCAGCCCCUCGGAAGAUGGGGCCUAUGCGGCCGACCCAUAUGCUGCCACACCGGAAGAGCCUGCCGAUGCGCCUGAGCCCCACACCGGGCCCUCGGAGGACGCUGCUAGUGGGCCCGAACCUUCCUGGGAAGGUGCCAGCAGUGCGCUCGACCGUCAGGCCGGUCCCGCAGAGGAUGCCACAUUUGCGCCCGACUCUCAACUUGUCCCCGCCGCGGCAGAUGCCAUUUGCAGCCGGCCUGCUGAGAUACUUCCCGCGGCGUUUGAGGGGCAUGGAAUGCACCGCGUCACCGCUGCUCAACCCAUGGUUGCAGACGGUGAUAUCCCUGCAAUGAACGCCCCAGCUCAGCAUGUUGCAGGAGCCACAGCACGGGCUGCGGAUGCCUCUACCGCACCCACGGCCAUUAGCGUUAUUGCGCCUUUGCGAGGCGCGGGUCUGGGCCUGUCAGCUGCUGUGGCGGCGACCGUGUCAACACUGCUGUGGGCCGGCCGGCGCCGCCGGCCUCGUCGCCACCGCAACUGGGGUGGUACUUGGAAGUCGGUAUGGGACGUAGGCCCCGUCCCAUCCGCAAGAAGAAACAUUCCCCCAGCCACCGCUCAAGUCGAUGGCGCUGGCCCCAUCGGUCAGCCUCACGAUACAGCUAAUGGCCUGUACAGUGCCUAUGGUAGCGGCGUGGCGUACGACGCGUAUGGCGGAACAGAUCCAUACGGGUAUUCUGCUGCUGGGGCUGCUGGCUUUGACGCCGGCGCGGUGCUCGGUGAUGCCGGACCGCAUGGUGCAGUGGGCAAUGGUCACGGCCAACCGACCGAGUAUGACACGGAAUAUCACAACCAACCCAUGAGCCCGCGUCGCUUCCUUCGGGACGUUCCCGCUGACGAGGGCCUCCUGGAUUGUUACUAUCUGCGCUCCAAUCGGCUGGUUCCCCGAGGCAGUCCCCGCAGUCCGCGUAGCCCAGGUGGCUCUGGGGUUACGUUUGGCAGCGGGGCCGCAGCUGGCAAUGCGGAGGCGGAUGUUGCGGCGGGGCAGGCUGCGGUUGCACGACAGCGGGACGUGUGGCACGCCGCAUCUCGCGAGGUGGCCUGGGGCCCUUUGCUGGAGGCCUUGUUGGACGCAUCCGGUCCCCCGGCAACCCUGAACGUGGUGCUUCCCGCAGCUGCUGCGAUAGUACGCUUCAUGCCCGAAGUUGUACCCACAAGCUGCUGCGGUGCACUUGUGACGCUCCUGGACCCGCCCGCAGGCGUGUGUGGUGGGGGCCCCAACGGACAGCUGAUUGCGGGCGCGCAUGCCGUCUCGUGUCUCACGGCACUGGUUCCCAUCUGGCGUUCCGCCGCGCUGCAGCCGCAUUGGCGCGCGACUCGGGGAUCCACUCGCCUACUUGCGCACGUUCGCCGCUGUGUCACCGCGGCCGCCGCUUCUGCGGCGACUGCGGCCCAACUCAUGCGCAAUCCCGGGUCACACCCACGCCUAGUGCGGGCGUCACUACCUGAUAUGAGUUCCAGCGCCCCCGCCGCCGCCGCCGCUGGCGGCACAACCGGCUGUGGCAGCGGCGGCGGCGGCGGCUGCUUAGCUCAGCUCACCGCCGCGCUGCGUUUUACCCUGACUAUGGUUCACCUAGGUGGUGAAGUUCGCGCCGAUAUGCUGGAGCAGGUACGGCCAUGGGUUCUGCUACUGCUGGAUGCUCACCAAGCAGCUUCGGCCAUCGCCGCUGCUGCCGCCGCGGCAGCAAUGGACCCGCAAGAGCCUUCAGGGGGGGGACCUGGGAAGGCAGUUACUGGGGCUCGCAUCCGUGCUCACGGACUUGGCAUCGGCGUCGUCAGUGACAGUACUGUAUCGUACUUCGAUGGUCCGCUCAGGGCACAGGCACUGGUUCUGGAGCUGCUUCAGCUGCUUUCCACAUCUCGCCGCUUCUGGGCCGCAGUGCUGCGGCCAUCCCAGCCCCAGCCCCAAUCCCAGGCCAACAUCCCCGACGUUGCGGCGAUGAGGAAAGGAACACCCGGCGCCACCAGCGGCGUUGGCGUUGCCACUCGUAGUAGCGCUGGCUUGGGAUCUGCCCCCUCAGCAGUAGCAGCAGUAACCGUAGCAGCCGCUGGCUCUGGCAGGCCUGUGCUUAGUUGCAGGCUGCUUGCGGUGCUUGCGGAGCACCUGGGACCACCUCGCCGUGCUGCACCUCCCGGGGCCGGGUCACCCUCGUCACCGUCGCCGCCGCAGUUGUCGUCACCGGUUUCGGCGCAUCUUAGAGCCAGCGCCGCCCUGCUGUGCCAUCCGGGACUGUGGCGCCCCUCCGCAACGUAUCACGACGGGACCGUGGCUGGCGCUGGCGGAGCUGGAGCUGGAGGCGGAGGACCUGACCCCCUGGAGGCCGCCCGUUGCGCAGUCCUGGAGGCCGUCCUGGGCUACCUGGAACCGCACACCAGAGCCGACACCGGCAGCAGUAGCAGUAGCAGCAGCAGCUGCCGCGCGGCAUGGCCGCCAUCAACUGCCAUCCUGUCCGUCUUGGCCGCGGCGCUAAUGCCAGCUCCCAUACCGUACGGCAGCAAAGCUAUGGAGAGGGAGCUGCCGUACAGCUCGGUGUGGAGCAAAGCGCUGGCUCCAAUCUUGGCGCUGGCUGUCUGGGCCGUUCUUCAGGGCACCGCGGGUGGCGGCCUGAAUGCGGUUGCGAGUGUCGCGAACCCCGAUGUCCCUCGAGGCCCUCAGCAGGACAGAAGCGGCAGCGAAACCGGCGAUACAGGGGUGGGGAUGGCGGCGGUACCGGUAGCGGCCGGCGGUUUCGGGUUUGUUGGCGGCCCCACCGGCGUCCUCAAGGAGGUUGAGGGCGCUGCUGCGGAGGCGACGGGGUGGCUGCUGCUGCGGCUCCUUGCGCCGCGAGCGACCCGGGAGACGUUGCUGGCCGCCUGCGGCAUCGCCAGCUGCUGGGCCGCCGGCUGCAGGGACACACUACGCCCGGGACCCGGCAACACGGCACCCGCACCUGGCCGCGUGUCUACUACAUCUCCUGCCGCUGGUGUGCCCUCCUCACCCGCUGGUGCUUCUGCAGCGGCUGAUGCUGAUGCUGAUGCUGACUCGCCUACCUGGGAUUCGCGCCCUGGCACCCUGGCAGCCCUCAUCACCCGGGUGGUCAUGGAGCAAUAUGCAGCCCGCGGAGGCAGUGGCUUUGGUAGUGGAGGCGGAGGCUAUGCGGCGCUGGUCGUGAGCGCGCUCAAUUAUACAAGUUUGGGCGCCCUCUCAGAGACUCGGGCCCAGCCAGGCCCCCAGCGGCGGCUGACCUUGCUCAAGGUGCUCCUCGCGGCUGCCGCCAGCAUAUCCGCCGACGCCGGCGCCGGCACCCUUACCAGCAGACCUGGGCAAGGCUGUUCCGCACCCCCGGUGCCGUCCGUGGACCUUCAACGGCUCCUCGUCAACACGCUGUCCUGCUGUUGCGGUGAGCUGCUGGCUAGCCCGCUGCCGCCACCUACGGGGCCGGUGGGCCAUGCCCUGGUCCUACAUGCCUGUUUGGGCUCCAUGCUGGUCGCCGCGGGGCACCUACCACCGGGCGAACGGGCAGCAGCCGUGGUGUCGGCCCUUCCGGUCCUAAUGGCCGGAGCUGCCGGCUCUGCCGGGGUUGUACGGAAGAUGGCGGCGGCGGCGGAGGUACCGACGGCAUCGCACGUCGUUCACACCGCUGGCUCUGCGCUGCGUCUGUGUAGACAGCUGACUGCGCUUGCUACUGGUCCCAACCUCGACGACGCAGGUAUCGACGGAAUGUCGUCAUCACACCAGUCGUACCAGUCGUACGACCGUACACACGGCCAGGAGCAGCAGGGUAAAGGUGUGGGGCCGGCUUCAAUGGCAGCAGCUGCGUCGGCGGCGGCGGCGGGGGGGUUGGCGGCGAUUUCCCAUAGCCAGGAUAACCGAAGUCGGAUGGAUCCCUCCUGGGGUUGUUGGUGGUGGGCGGAGGCGGAGGUGGCGGCGGCGGAGGCGGAGGCGGAGGCGGAGGCUGCCGUUACUGGUGCUGUGACUGGACAGCGGAACGGGGUGGCCGCUGUUGGCGGCGGCUUACGCUAUGGUGGCGGCGGCGCGGGGGCCCCCGGCGGCUCGGACAGCGGCAGUGAUUUGGACGGUGACGCCGACGGCGACGUCAGCGGCGAUCCAGAGGACGAUGGCGGCAUCUAUGAAUGCUCGGCGGACAUGAGCUCUGGAGCGGCGCUGGCAGCUACGGCGCCGGCGCGCCUUUGCGGCGCUGUACGGCACCUCGUUUGGGCAGAAAUCCGAUGCGCCGCGACGGCGCUGCUCAGCUCAAUUUUCGGGGUGCUGCUGUCGGGCGGAGCGCCGCCGCCGCCGCCACCGCCGCCGCCGUUACCUCUGCAGCCAACGCAAGAGUGUUUAUGUGCAGCGGAGAGCCUGGCUGCGGAGCCGGAGGCCGGGGCGCCACUUUUUGGGUCGGCUGGGUGCGGCGGCGACGGCAGCGGUAGUGGCGACGGGUGCACCGUCGCCCCCUUCGCUCCGGCCGAGCUGCUCGGGGAGUUUUGUGACGCGACCUUCUCCUUUGGAGCCGCUUGUAAUGCUGAGGGCCAGGCGCCGGCAGCGGCAGCAGCAGUGGCGGCGGCGGCAGCAGUAGCAGCCCCUGCGGCGCUCAUAGCGGCGGGAUGCCCCGCCUUGGCAGCCAAGCUGCGCCAGGCGUUGCUACAGCCUCCGGCGGCUGCCAGUCGCGAUGUUGGCGUCGGCGGCAGUCGUGGAAGCAGCGAAGGUGGCAACGUCAGCGGUAGAACUCCCCGCAGUAGCAGCAGCAGCAGCGGUAGAGGCGGCGGUGGCGGAGGCGGCAGCGGUGGAGGAGGAGCCGCUGCCGCCGUCGCCGCCGCCGCAGCAGCAGUGGCGGUGGUGGCCUGGCCAAGGGUUAUCGAGGUGCAGCUAGGUGCCCGGGUUCCCCACGCCGCAUUCCGUACAGUGCUGGACUACCUGGUGCAGGGCUCGGCUCGUCUAACGCCGUACAAAGCGGCGGCGGCGACGGCGACGGCGGUGCGUGAGGGCCCAGCGGGCGAUGAUGCGCUGGCGGCGGCGGCGGCGGCAGCCGCAAAGCGGGAGGUAUCCUCUUUGGCACUGGCCCUCGGGCUCCCGGAGCUCCGUGCCACAGCCCGGAGCUCCUUUCCCCACCCGGGCAGUUCCCCCCCACACGCGACACCCUGCCUGCCGCCACUCCUGCCGCGGCACCUGCUAUUGCUGCCACCACAACCACAACCGUCGCCGCCGCUGCCGUCGCCACCGCCGUCACCGCCACAACGACGAGCAGCACACGAUACGUCGUCACCAUCGCCGCCGCCGCCGCCGCCAUCUCCGCCACCUCCGACACCGGCAGCAGCAGCUGCAGCAGCUGUACCGGCUGUGGAAACUGGAGAGCCCGUCACCAUCUGCAUGGGCAAGUACGGCCACGGCGGCGGCAUGGACGGGGGUCCUGGCGUUGACUUGGGUGACGCUGCCGGCGGCGACGACGGUGACGGUUGUGGCGGCGGAACCAAUGGCAAUGGGGUUUAUGCCGGCGGCAGCGGCAGCCUCAAUAAUGGCGAUGACCGUCGCUGCGGCGAUGGCAGUGACGGUAUCAGUAGCGGCGUUCAGCUCAUCUCGUCAUCACAUUUUUGCAAGCGUCGUAGCGUCCACUGGCGCCUGGAGGAGCAGUUGGCGGCAGUUGCGCGGUGGGAGCAGGAGCAGGACGAGCGCUCCAGGUGGGCUGGCCCAGCCGCCGCCUCCUCCCCAGCCUCCGUCGCCACAUCCGCAAGCGCACGAGCAGCAGCUGCGUUGCCACGUAUUCCCGCCGUGGAGGUUGGCUGCCUAGCGGGCGGUGCCGGAGACGGCGGAGGCCGCGGCAGAGGUGGUGGCAUACACGACGGCGGUAGUGAAGCCACCGGCACGAGCUCCACCCGCUGGGCUCACCCCUGCCCUUGGCCGGCGGAUUGCGUCCUCGCGGUGCCGCUUCUACGGCAGUACGGCAGUGCAGUACACCUGGCCGCCGCCAACGCCGCCUUUGCGGGCGCAGGGCCCCUGGGACCGGAUACCCUCGCGGCUAGAGGCGGGGCGAUGAGUGUUCUUGACGGUAGUGCUGGCGCUGGGGGGAGCGGGUGGGGGCCUGUCGGCGCUGAAUCCCUUGUCAAGGCCAGCGGCGGCGGCGGCGGCAGUACCGCUGCCGGCGACAAUUGCUCCAUCAGUACGACAGGAUGUCGUACCGUCCUGAUCCCAACGCAUCGGGUGAUCUUGGCGGCUGGGAGUGAAUACUUUGCGGCGGCACUGUCCGCAGACCGGUGGGGGGCCGGCGGUGGAGAGGGUGACGGCGGCGGCGGUGACGUAUACCUGCGGCCUGCCGCCGCCAUCCCUGCGGCCGCCAGGAACAGCACCCAUGGCGGCGGCGGUGGCAGCGGCGCCUCGGCAGCCGCUGUGGCGUUGCGCGUCAGGCUGCUUAGAGUUCCGGGCUGCGAUGCCGACACCGUCGUUGCCGUACUCCACUACUUGCACCACCGGCGGGAGCUGCGGUGCUGCGGCCCCCACCAGCGCCGCUACAAGGGCGAUGGCGAAGUAGACCAAGCCCUCAGCGGCACCGCCCAAGGCGGCCGGACGCCAACCCCUCCAGGGUCGUGCGCUGCAACCCGCCCAACUGCUAAGAAGAAACAUCCCAAGGUCCCGCCAUGUCCUGCUAGAACAGCAGCGGCGGCGGAGGCCGAGGUGGAGGCGCCAGGCCCGAGUCCCCACCAGGCUGCAGACGGCCACGGCGGUGCCGGCGGCAGCGGUGGCGGACUGAGUGUUGGCUGCUUGUUGACCGCGGUUCGUGACGGGGCGGUGUUGCAGCUGCCCUGGCUGAUAUCGGCAGCCGUGGAGGCUCUCACACAGCGAUACAGUUCAUCUGAGGCUCAGCAGGCGGAGGAGUGGGGGGAUCUUCCGGAGGGGCUGCAGCGGGCGGCACUGGACAGCUGGGCCAGGAAGGCGCGGGCCGCCGCUGCCGGCGCUGGAAGCCGGAGUAGUGGUGCGGGUAUGGGCGCGGCCGCGACGAAUUCCGGUGCCGUUAACUAUGUUUUCGAUGAACUUCUAUUUAGCAAAGACACGUGGGCUGAUUGGAAGCUCGAGAACCCUUUAGCAGACAUGAACCCUUCUGACCUUCUACCAAAGGCCAAGGAGAGAUUUUCCGGCUACGAUGAAGCCGAUUUUAACAGUCUCGAUGGACCAAAGUCUCGCUUGCCCCCCGGCCACAAGACAGCGAUCACCGGAGAUGGUCCGGAUGUAGACCCACUGGACGAUGAGAACUUGGUGGAGCCUGCAGCCAAAGCGGCCCAAUGCUCUACCUGUCAUGUGCUGGUGGCAGUGGUGUGGCACCGUCUCAUCGCUCGGCUACUCAGCGGGGAAACCCUAACACGGAACACUGUUGAGGAAUUGCUGCAGGAUGCAUGUGAAAAGGACGCUGUGGAUGUGAUGCUCCGCAAGCACACCAUCCUCAAAAUGGAGAGCGGCGGGGGAGCGGGCUCGCUCACCUUCUUUGUGGUGAGGGAGCGGAAGGACGGCGGCAGGGGCCCGGCUGCCACGGAGGCGGAGGAGGGCGCGGUGGAGCUGUCGUGCAAGGGCUUGGUUGAGGAGCACGGCAGCGACUUGACCGAUGUGAUCAUAACGCAACUGGCCAACUACCGGAGAGAGGCGCUGCGGCUGCUGGUCAAACACGACCGCGACGGCGGCAACACGCAAGACGAGCCCGUCACGGCGACGGACACCGAAGCAACGGCGCCGGCGCCUUCGGCAGCGACCAGCGGCAGCGGCAGCAGGGGCCAGCUGCCUCGUCUAGGCGGCGGUGGCCGCGGCGCAGCCGGCGCCGAUGACGACGAUGACUACGUCGAUCCGGAUGACCUGGAUGAGAAAGGGGAGGUCUUGCCGGGAGCUCGCGGCUCCAAGGGGGGGGUGCAGCAGCAGCAGCAGCCCGCCAAGACUGCUGCCGCGUUGCCCCUUCGGGUGCGGGGCCUGGUCAUCAAGGUCAAUCCUGACGAGCCCCGGUGUGAGGACCAGCACCACCUGUGCUCCAGUUGGGCGGCUGCGGGGGAGUGCAGCAAGAACCCCAACUACAUGAUCGGCACGGACAAGCACGGGGGCUCCUGCAGGAAGUCAUGCGGCGUGUGCCACCCGGAUGACCUGCUGUCCUCCAGCCCCAAGUUGUCCGCCGAGCUGGACUCGGUUUCCUCGGCCCUGCUGCUGGCCGUCAAGAACCUGGGUUGCGGGGCGGGGGGCCCGUGCCUGAGCGGGGUCAGUGGGAUGGCCAUGGGGUCCGGACUGCUCAAGCAGCACACAGCGGCGUACAAGAUGGCGACGACGCAAGUGGUGACGUCUGAGGGGUUGGAGGGCGGUCGGAAGGAGCUGCCGCCGGGGAUGAAGGAGUUCCCGGGUGGCUUCAUCCUGGGUAAGCCCUGUCACGGCGAGGUGGACCGUGUGCUGGCUCCCGCCCUGGCGCACCGGGUGAUGUCCAUUCCCUCCGACUUCUUCAUCUACGAGUACCUGUAUAAGAACCACACCCGGCACUACCACGAGACUCCAAACGGGGAUGUCACAGAGGACUGGCUGCUGGGUCGCUUCACCCGGGAGAGCGUGUCCCUCAUGAGCUCCAACACGGGGGAGGUGGCGGGACUGGAGGAGCUGGACCUGCUCCCAGGCAGCAGCCACGCUGAGCUGCUUAAAUCUAACACCUGGCCCUACGUCAAACAAGUCUACGCGGGCGGAGACGAGUGUGUGCUGGCGGGCGGGCGCCGAGUGGUUCGUCGAGUGGAGGCUCGCAUUGCCUGCUCCCCCGAUAAGCACAUCUACAUGCUGCUGUGUGAGCUUGACUACUACAAGCCCCGACCCAAAGCCACGGCCGGCGGCUACAGCAAGUCAGCGAGUGUAGCUGGGGCCGGUGGUGGCAGUGGUACGGAAGAGGGCGCUAGCGACGGCGGGCGAAAGCGACGGCGGAUGGCUGGCGGCGGCAGGACAUAG